Molecule: messenger RNA, 1381 nt
Organism: Nerophis lumbriciformis (worm pipefish)
Lineage: Eukaryota; Metazoa; Chordata; Actinopteri; Syngnathiformes; Syngnathidae
Gene: borcs5
Product: Bprotein-1 related complex subunit 5
Biological process (GO): positive regulation of anterograde synaptic vesicle transport; lysosome localization; organelle transport along microtubule
Cellular component (GO): BORC complex; cytoplasmic side of lysosomal membrane; synaptic vesicle membrane
Source: RefSeq, a predicted model, not a curated record
UCACGUGACUAAUAUUUACGGAAGUAGUGUCAUUUUGUGAACACAGGUCCGUGGCAAGUCUUUUAUUAACCUUUUGUCAGACUAUUCAUGCAUUGUAACAUCACAUGUGGCAAUAAUAGCAACGCGUGUACUUACUUACAAACAGGAUGGACGUAAGAUGUAUUUUAGUUGAUUAGCUAAUAGCAAAGUAACGUUAGCUGUGUGUUAGCAAAUAGCGCUAGCUUUGGUCCUUUGCACCUAAUUCAAUAUCAUUUUCAAACAAUAUUCUGGUCGGUUUCGCUCCGGAGCCACAAGAAGUCUCUGCCGGUGGUCUGACGGGAUUGUAGAGAUUUUGUUCCGACUACGUUUCAGGUAUCAGCUAACGUUUGAUCACCAUCAUCAUGGGGGCCGAGCAGAGCGGAGAUGCUGAACAUAAACACUCCGACUACAGCUCGUCUGUGGUUCCCUCUCCAGCCAAACAGAAGGCCAAGAUGGACGACAUAGUUGUUGUGGCCCCGGGCACUCAGUCCAUGAGAAACAUCCACAACGACCCUGAUGUCAUUAAGCUCCAGGAGAUUCCCACAUUUCAGCCGCUCUUGAAAGGAGUGCUGAGUGGUCAGACGUCGCCCAGCAGCGUGUGUCUGGAGAGACUGGACCCAGCACAGGUCUUGCAGCUCUGCCUCCGCUACCAAGACCACCUGCAUCAGUGCGCCGAGGCCGUCUCCUUCGACCAGAACGCUUUAGUCAAGCGCAUCAAAGAGAUGGACCUGUCCGUGGAGACCUUGUUCAGCAUCAUGCAGGAGCGUCAGAAGCGCUACGCCAAGUACGCCGAGCAGAUCCAGAAGGUGAACGAGAUGUCCAUGAUCCUGAGACGCAUCCAGAUGGGCAUCGACCAGACCGUGCCGCUGAUGGAGCGCCUCAACAACAUGCUGCCCGAGAGCGAACGACUGGAACCUUUCAGCAUGAGGCCCGACGGGGACUCCGGCGCCAAGUAAGCCGCGGAGGGAAGCCCAACCCGAGGUGAUGACCGCGACUUUUUAUUCUCUUUGGUGUUUCAUCCAGCCGACUGCUGAGGAGCUUUUGGGUCUGAGUGUUCCGAAACUAAAACUUGUGAGCGCGAGACACGAUUGCAAAUGAGCUCUGGAUGCCCCAGAAAGCUGCAAAAUUGGGAACUCGGUGGAUUUAAAAGCAAGAAGAAAGUUUGGAUCUUAUACCUUUCCACUUCAUGGCCUGCGUCUACUUUUCAUGGAAUAUCAUGACAGAUGAAAAUCAUGAGGACGUUUGAAACGUUUCCACUCAUGUAUGACUUCUCCAAGUCUAGUUGUAUUUUUCUUUGCUGUAAAAGGAAGGAAAGAGAAAAUAAAUGAAAAGGGUCGUGUUAAGUUGCAUUUUAAAAUAAAAC